AUGCUUGAAGAAAACACUGAUAAAAUUAUUGAUGAACUUGGAAUUGGUUUCAAUAAAUUAAAUAAUAAAUUAACAAAUUUAUUAGAAGAAAAUCAGCAUCUUAAACAAUUAAUCGUAAAUUUAGAAAAAGAAAAAAAUGAAGAGAUAAAACUACUUAAUAAAAAAUAUGAUGAUUUAAAAAAUUCUCUAAUAGAAAAAGAUAAUCAAAUAGCAAAAUAUAAAGUAGAAAUACAAAAUGUUCGUUUUCAGAAAAAUAAUAUUGAAAAAGCAAACUCUCCAAUAAUAAUUAAUAAUAAUAAUAAUAAUAAUAAUAACCAACUUUUCAAAGAAGAAUAUUCGAGAAGCACCUUUAACAAAAAACCAGAAAAAUCCAAAAUUCGCGUAGUGGUUGGGUUAGACUUUGGAACGAAAUACUCUCUAUUCUCCUAUUGUCAUGUUAGUGGGAAUCAAUGUAUACGUACAAAUGAUAUUUGGCAUGAGAAAGUUGGCCAACUAAGAACCAAUACAGUUCUUCAAUAUGACGAAACAUAUAAAAAUGUAAAGUUGUGGGGAACACCAGCUUUAGCUAAAACUCGAAACAUUAAAAACGAUAAAUUCGUUGAGUUGUUUAUUUUACACCUAAGUGAUUUGCCAGACAAUUUAAAACCUAUACUUCCAAUUAAAUAUAAAAAGGCUAUCACUGAUUAUCUUCGAGAAAUUGGGAAGGUGAUUCAAAAAACGGUUAAAACAAACUGGCCAAAUAUUAAUUUUUUCGAAAAUGUGUUAUUGGUCCUUACUGUUCCCGCAGUAUAUCCAGAAAAUUCCAAAGAAAUUAUGAGAGAAUGUGCAUAUAAAGCAGGUUUACUCGUAGACAAGUUCUCAGCAAAUUUGCAAUUCACUACAGAAUCUGAAGCAGCGGCAGCACACUGUAUAGAAAAUAUUCCCAAAGCACAAACUCUUAAAUCAGGAAACAUUUUUAUGAUGGUCAAUUGUGAUGAUGAUACAAUAGAUUUAUCUUUACAGAAAUUAAAUGAUAAACGAUUGAGUGAAAUCAUUAUAAGAACCAGUGGUAUUCGCAAAAGCGCUUUGAUCGAAGCUGAAUUUAUUAAAUAUUUACGAAAAAAGCUCGGAGAUGAUACUAUGGAUUUACUUAGAGAUAAUAAUUAUGGACAAAUGCAAUUUAUGAUUCAACAAUUUUGUAAUUCUGUUAAAAUUCAUUUUAAAGGAGAUUCAAGUUUUUCAUAUGAAUUGGAUAUUCAGGAUACAAUUCCGAUAUUAACAAAAUAUGUCAUUAAUAAAAGUAUUAGGAAAAAAUUAGAAAAAAAUGAAUGGAUAAUUAGAAUUGAUUACAAAGGGAUGAUAUUAAUGCUUGAGCCUAUUAUCCAGAAAGUUUUUAACUUGAUAAAUGAUCAAUUAUAUAAAUCUCAAGUAAUAUGUACCGCGAUGUUCUUAGUUGGAAGUUUAAGCGAAUCAAUAUAUUUGCAAAAUAGAGUUAGAGAAGAAUUUCAAAAUCAAGUGAAAAUUAUUUCGGUUCCAAUUCAACCUACUGCUGCAAUGGCACGCGGCGCAGUAACUUACGGGUUGUCUAUGGUCACAUAAUAAAUUUUUCACAAAGACUUAAACUUAUCGUAAAGUUAUAAUAGAACUAAAAGAGUUAAUUCAAUAAUAACUUUUAAUAAUAGAUUUCAAUCUACUUUUGUUACACCAAAAAGAGGUAAUAUGAUUCGGAUUUUUUAUAAAUUAUGUUUCUCAUAUUAUUCUCCUUUGCUUAAAUUAUUCUGAGGUAGAUAGGUGCAAAGAAGAUUUACUUGAUCAUUAUUAGGUAAAUAUUAAUUAGAUCGCGAAACUUAAUCCAGAAUAAUUAUUAUUCGUGUUAUAGCGUAG
This is a messenger RNA of Rhizophagus irregularis DAOM 181602=DAOM 197198, 1863 nucleotides long. RefSeq lists its product as uncharacterized. Lineage: Eukaryota; Fungi; Glomeromycota; Glomeromycetes; Glomerales; Glomeraceae. The record is from RefSeq and is a predicted model, not a curated record.